AUGAGUACCCAAUACCACACACCCAGCUCGACGGGUUCGAGUUCCCAGGCAGUCUUUCAAAAGUCCAAAAGCAUCAAGAGCGAGACGGAGCUCGAACUACAAGGACCUCUUGAGGUGGCAGGAUCCAUCAAAUCAGGGGGCAGCAUCACCUUUCGUGGGGAUUUUAUCGUUCGAGACAAGAUUGACGCAUAUGGCGCCAUCACGAUGGAUGGAAGCGUGAGCACGGAGGGGAGAAUCAAGGCAUAUGGGAAUAUCGCGGUCACUGGGGAAAAGAUCAAGGGCUUUGGGAAGCUCAAGAUAGUCGGGACCCUCGAGGGCACUGAUCUUGAAAUAUACGGCAAUCUGACAAUCAAUGGCCAGCUGAGAUGCAAGAACUUAUUAGUGUUCGGCUCGCUGACUCUCAUUGGGCCCGAGUCCAGCUACACUGUCGAGGAGAAGGAGGACGUAGCUGGCGCGAAAAUGCAACGCGAACAGGAAGCCGACUGGGACUAUUGA
Molecule: messenger RNA, 495 nt
Organism: Emericellopsis cladophorae
Lineage: Eukaryota; Fungi; Ascomycota; Sordariomycetes; Hypocreales; Bionectriaceae
Exons: 4
Coding region: 1-495 (164 amino acids)
Source: RefSeq, a predicted model, not a curated record